This is a messenger RNA of Penicillium verrucosum, 1221 nucleotides long. RefSeq lists its product as uncharacterized. The transcript has 2 exons. Bases 1 to 1221 code for a protein of 406 amino acids. Lineage: Eukaryota; Fungi; Ascomycota; Eurotiomycetes; Eurotiales; Aspergillaceae. The record is from RefSeq and is a predicted model, not a curated record.
AUGGCAGGAAAGAUCGAUGUCAACAAUAAGGUCUAUAAACUGGCCGCCAUGCCCUUCAUUUUGGAACGCAAGGGUGACUACGAUGAGGCCAUCACGGUCUACAAGAGCGCCAUAACUGUUUUGGACGAAGCAACUAAAAUAUACAAGAAAGGAAAUGUCCUCAAAAUCAACAGAAAAAUGUUUGAGAGACAGGUUCAAGUCCAUCGAGAACGCCUAGCCUAUCUCGAAUGCCUAAAGAGCAAGGGCAGUUUCGACGGUAUAAUAUUGCCUCCGACAAUUUUGGAUGCGAUGGAGGAGGUGGAAAAGGAGGACGGAAAGACCUGGUCAUUGACGCAGGUAAGCCACACACAUUCCGGAACAUCGCACGACUCCUCCAGGUCACUUAUUCUUGCCAACCGCCAGAUCCGCAAGGAUCUUAAUACAUUUCGCGGGGAUGAUGCUAGUCAAUCUACAAAGGAUACCAACACAGCUCCAGCCCACAUCCAACCAUUCCUCAAUACUGACACCUCCCAACGCCCCUUCUUCUCGCUGACCCUGUCUCCCGACGCGCCCACGGUCACUUAUCGCAUUACACAUUCCUCGGAGCUUGUCAACGCGUCCAACACACACGUCCUAUACGCCCUGCAAUUCGUCUGGAGUAACGAAGCGCCCAUCGUCGAGACGGUCCUCCGACGCGCUGGGGAAUUCUUACCCCAAAUCGGGGCGACGAGCGUGAGACUGCAGAAGACCAAAGGUGGUACUUUCCGGAUGAUGACACGGACAAUUCCCGACAUGGGCGCAAUAAUCGAGAUUCCGGAUGGAGAGAUGCAGCGCAAGGAUUGGUCGCCGCGACGAUUUGAGUACGGAGGGCGCAAUUUCGUUUGGAAGAGUGCGGCAGCAGAAGGUAAGAAGGAGGGCGGGAUGUUUGGUAGCUUUGGCAUCGCUUGGGAGACUUUGUAUGAGACCAAGCGUGUGUGGGCUAAGGGUGGAAGUAGGACUGGGAAGAUGGAAGAUGAAAUUGUUGGUCCUAGGCUGUGCUGGGGAGAGAAGAAAGGUGGGAACGGUGCGGACCACAGCAUUCACAUGGUCGGUGGUUUGGAUCUGUAUUUCAAAGAGCAUUUGCUCGCGGUUCAGUUGUCGAGGUUGGCUCGUGCCAGCUAUCCUCCGCAAAAGGAUACCAAGGGGAUCGAAGCCGCAUCAGCUGGUCUAGGUUGGCUUUCGAUUGUUUCGGAUUUGGCGUGA